This is a messenger RNA of Paramecium tetraurelia, 735 nucleotides long. RefSeq lists its product as uncharacterized. The record is from RefSeq and is a predicted model, not a curated record. The transcript is spliced from 3 exons. Lineage: Eukaryota; Ciliophora; Oligohymenophorea; Peniculida; Parameciidae.
AUGAAAAAGCAAUUGCCUAAGAGUACUUCCUAAACAGCCAUUCCAAAACCAGAGAAAUCUCAAACUAUCAAAACUCCAGAACGACAUGGCAUUCCCAGAAAUGUUAACUACUAUAGCCAUUUUUUAGGUGAACCCUACAUCACUGAAAAAGAUAUUGAAUUUGUGCUCUAAUUGAGAAAUAUUGAUCAUGCAGAAAUGACAGCCAAAUUGGCAAGAAUUCCCAAUCAAACCUUCUCAAGAGGCGAUCAAAAGAUAGAGUCCUAAAAGGACAAACACCUUUCUAGGGAUGUGAAGUAUAAUGGCAAUUCUACUCCCGUCCUUCACCUUCUUAAAGGUAGAAUUGGUCCCACUCCUCAUCUCAGUUAAGCAGAGUUUGAAACCGGUUUAAGAUCUUACGCUAAAACUGAUUAAAGUCUUCUUGAUAAAGAACGUAAUUGGACUACCGUCCCAAAAACGUAACGUAAAGAUGCUUUCCCAGAAUUCCUGCCAAAUUAUAAGGAGGAGAUCUAGAAAAAGAAAUCAAUGAGCAUGAGUGGAGGGAAACUUGCUAAACUAACCUAUAAUGCUUUUGAUUCUGAUUCAAAUUACCCUUCUUAUUAGAUGAAAUUUCAUGAAAAAAAUCUACAAAAUGUUAAACAUAUGUUUGUACCUGCAAUCAAGAUGUCGACUGUCUAAUGGUAAGAGGGACUUAGACCUCUUGAACCCAUAAAAAAAGAAAAAAAGCAAAAAAAAUGA